AUGGUCAAGAUCCCUCCGUUCGACGUUGAGCAAUGGAUGGACAAGUAUGAGACCACACCAGGUGUUCUCAACAUUGCCGAAACAUGCUGUUCUUCGAUAUCAGUAGAUGCCCUUCAAAGGCUCAACAAGCGGCAAGAUGCGCCUCCACCAGUCGAUUUCUCAAGACCGAUGACGUAUGGCGCGAUCUUGGGCUCGGCUGAGCUUCGCCAGAACAUUGCCAGCCAGUACGACAGCGCAGGGAGCUCUGGAGAAGUGCACCCGGAUUCGGUCAUUGUCACGCAGGGUGCUAUCGCGGCGAAUCACCUGGUUUUUUACAGUCUCGUGGGCCCGGGCGAUCAUGUGGUCUGCGUCUUUCCAACCUACCAGCAGCUCUAUGCUGUCCCUGAGAGCCUAGGUGCUGAGGUAUCAUUGUGGGAACUCAAAGCCGAGGAUGGGUUCGUACCCGACGUCAAGGCGCUUCGGGGGCUUAUCAAAAGCAACACGAAGAUGAUUGUCAUCAACAACCCUAACAACCCAACUGGAGCGACUAUACCCACGGAAACUCUGAAGCAGAUAAUUGAGGUAGCGCGCGAAAAAGGCAUCAUUGUCUUCGCCGACGAGGUCUACCGGCCGCUCUACCACAGUCUUGACGCUGACAAGAUCCCGCCCUCUGCCCUUUCGCUCGGUUAUGAGAAGGUUGUCGUCACGUCGUCGAUGUCCAAGGCCUGGGCCCUGGCUGGGAUUCGUGUGGGCUGGAUCGCAUCGCAGGAUCCCAGUAUCAUCGAGAAGGUUGCUUUGGUUCGGGAUUACACCACCAUUAGUGUAUCGCAGAUCGAUGACCAAGUGGCGCGUUAUGCGCUCAGCCCAGAUGUCAGGCCGCAGCUGAUAGCUCGAAACCUAGAGCUCUCGAAGAAGAACUUGGCGUUGGUGGAUCAGUUUAUCCAGGGUCACCAGGACGUCGUCUCGUGGGUGAAGCCGACAGCAGGCACCACAGCCUUUGUGCAGUUCAAGAAGAACGGCAAGCCCGUCGACGAUGAGAAGUUCUGUCUCGAUGUUCUGGAGAAGACAAAAGUGAUGUUCCUACCUGGAUCCAAGUGUUUCGGGCAUGGAAAGGGGUUCCAGGGGUAUGUCCGGAUUGGGUAUGUGCAAGAGACAGGGGUGCUGCAGGAGGCACUGGAGCAACUGAGCGCAUAUGUCAAGGAAAACCUUGCAUGA
Molecule: messenger RNA, 1194 nt
Organism: Neoarthrinium moseri
Lineage: Eukaryota; Fungi; Ascomycota; Sordariomycetes; Amphisphaeriales; Apiosporaceae
Exons: 2
Coding region: 1-1194 (397 amino acids)
Biological process (GO): biosynthetic process
Molecular function (GO): pyridoxal phosphate binding; catalytic activity
Source: RefSeq, a predicted model, not a curated record